Messenger RNA from Colletotrichum graminicola M1.001, 1776 nucleotides. RefSeq names its product major facilitator superfamily transporter. Gene Ontology annotation, biological process: transmembrane transport. The coding region runs from base 1 to 1776 and encodes 591 amino acids. Gene Ontology annotation, molecular function: transmembrane transporter activity. Lineage: Eukaryota; Fungi; Ascomycota; Sordariomycetes; Glomerellales; Glomerellaceae. The transcript has 3 exons. The record is from RefSeq and is a predicted model, not a curated record.
AUGGAGAGCGAUUUGGAAAAGGGUGUGUUGGAGUUGACUAGACCCGACGAGAGCCACGUCGCGCCGGAAAAGACGACUAGGAGGUUUUCAUUCUCGAGACCGCCGCCGCCGCCGCCGAAAGACGACCUACCGUCACGACCGCCAACAAGCUCGACAACCUCAACAACGUCGACCCAGCGGAAGAUCAAGUACGGAACAGGAAAGCACUCGCAGACGGAACUGAGUCCUCAGCCCACUGACGACCCUGACGAUCCCCUGAAUUGGCCACAGUGGAAGAAGGAGCUCAACUUCGUCGCAUUGAUGAUGACUGUUGGAUUAAUUGGUGGGAUGAAGACAGCUUAUAUGAGCGUCAACAGCGUCCUCGCGAUGAGAUUCAACGCCUCGUACACGGCAGUCACGUCCCUAACGGCUGUGCCGCUCGUCAUCUCGGCGUUUACGGGCCUAUUCGCGCUCAUGGCCUCCAAGGUCUGGGGCAAGAGGCCGGUCUACCUAGGAUCCAUGGUGCUCAUAUUCAUUGGUGCCGCGGCGAAUAUGAGCGGCGGCGACAGUUUCGGCACGUGCAUGGGGGCCCGCGUCUUCCAAGGCCUAGGCUGGGGAGCGUUCGACAGCCUCAUUCUCGGCUCGAUCCACGAUACUUACUUCGAACACGAGCGCAGCGUCCGCAUUACGGCCUUCAACGUCCUUUCCGUCGCGACGACCUGGGGCGGGCCGCUUCUAGGCGGCCUCGCGUCCCGGAACGCCGGACGGUUCACCGUGCAGUUUGACAUCAUCAACGCCUUCCAGCUCAUCGCCAUCCCGUUGCUCGUCUUCGGCGCGCCCGAGACGGCCUACGGACGGUGGUUCCCCGACGAUCGGGCGCAGACCCCCACGACCCCGGCAUCGUGGACGUCGAAGCCGCCGAAACCCCUCGGCAAGCCGUCCGUGGAGGAUAUCAAGGCGUAUCUCCGUACGAUGAAGCCCGUUUCCUUCUCCGGCACGCCAGACCUUCGCACACUCCUACAGGGACCCCGCGCCUUCAUCGCGCCGACGACGUUGCUGCUCGUCUUGGUGACGUUCAUUCCGUAUUGCACACUGUGGGGCCUAUCCGAGUCCCUCGCGCUCCUCUUCACCACGAUGCCAUGGAUGCUCGACGCUAACGGCGUCGGCUCGUUCAUGGCGGCGCCCUUUAUCCUCUUCAUCGCCACCGUCACGGGAUGCGCCCUCUACCGCAAGCGGCACGCCGACUACACCAACAUUGACACCGUCUGCAUCCUGGGCGGCGGCUCGGCUCUCGCUGCGACAGGCAUCCUCGCCUUCGGCUUGAACAUCCACGACAUCAUGACCGCGUCGUCAGCCGGAACGGGCGCCUUCCGCAUGGGUGGCAUCGGCACGACGCUCUCGUUCCCGCUGCUCUCGUUCCUGCUUGGGCUCCUGGCGGCGGGCGUGGCGGUCCUCGACGCGGCGAUCCGGCCCGUUAUCUGGCGCUCGACGCAGUUCACCUCGUCCAACCUCAACGUGUGCCUGCGCAACGUGGUCGACAUGGACGCCGGGGUGACGUGCUGGCGGAACCUGCUUGCGGGCGUGUUCGUCAUGGCGGUGCCCAACGCCAUCGUGGUGUGGGCGGGGCUCAAGGCGACCGUCGUCGGACUCGGGUCGACGCAGCUUGUCUUCGGGGCCAUCAUGUGCGGCGCCUGGUGGGUGUACGACGACUACGUCAAGGGGCUAGACGGCCGGGUGAUGGGGCUGGUGGACCUGAGCAUGCUGAAGCGGACGGGAAGCUUCUUCGACACGGACUGA